This is a messenger RNA of Olea europaea var. sylvestris, 1221 nucleotides long. RefSeq names its product prostatic spermine-binding protein-like. The transcript is spliced from 2 exons. NCBI's taxonomy places the organism in Eukaryota, Viridiplantae, Streptophyta, Magnoliopsida, Lamiales, Oleaceae. The record is from RefSeq and is a predicted model, not a curated record. The coding region runs from base 590 to 988 and encodes 132 amino acids.
CUGUGCUGCUUCUCUUAAAGAUUAUAUUUACAUCUGUCUGUCUCUGUAGUUUUCUCCGCUUGAUCGGACGGUCCAGAAUGAAAGUUGCCUCUGAACUCAGUUUCCCCAGAUUUUAGCUGAGAUUCCACCAAUCCAAGCUCAGAUCUCUGCUUCUGAUUAGCUAUAUCCGACGGUCUGUACUUAACAGGUAGUGCUUUGUGCUUUGUGGAGUAAAGUAUGGGGAUUGACAGCGGUUCUGUGGGCGUAACUAUGGUUGAACAAAGCCUGCUAACAUGCGCCGGUGGUGAAGCGCCUUUAGCCACUUUGAUAGUCUCGACUCUGGUCAAAACCCAGUACCUGUUUCUAACACAGGUAAAUUUUGUGAAAUUAAACCGAGUUGACUCGGUCCUUCGAUUUAUUCAAUUUUACUCGAGUGCAUAUUUUGAUUUCCCCCCAUACGUUUGAAAUAAUUGUAUUAAUUUUCAUUAUGACUGCCACUAAUACAGUCCCAAAAUAGGGGAAUUCUUUGCCCACUGACAAAAAAAAUUUUUAGUAAAAAAUUAUUACACAUUACGAUGACAUAAAUCAUCUCAUAUAUAAUCAGGAGUACAUGAAGCUAUUGAUGGAACCCAAGACGAGCGGAGAUCAUCAAAAGGGUUUCCCCUGCAAGGCGAUAGAUGCUGAGAAUGGUGAUGGAAAUGGAGAUGAGGAUGAAGAAGAUGAUGGAGAUGGAGAUGGAGAUGGAGAUGGAGAAGGCAAGGAAGACAUAUCUUAUGAAGAUGGAAACCCUGGCGGUAAUAAAAAAGGUCCAGACAAGGAAGAAAAUGUUGACGAGGAAGAUGAUCAAGAUGACGAUGAUGAUGAAGCAGACGAAGAUGAUGAAGCAGACGAGGAUGAAGGAGCUGGCAAUGAGGAAGAGGAAGAGGAUGAGGAAGAAGAUGUGGAAGAAGAAGAAGAGGAGGAGGAGGAGGAAGAAACACUUCAACCCCCAAAGAAGAGGAAGAAGUAAAAUAUCAUAGAAAUGUUGUCUAAUGCUUAGCAGCUGGGGAUGUUUCUUUCAUUAAUCGAGAGUCAACUCAGGUUGAGGCAAUGUCAACACUAUAUUAUCAUGUAGUAUCAUUUCUUGGAAUAAUCAUGCACGCAAUUUGGUUGUAAAAUAACUGGAAUGCCCUUUUCCCAUACUUUAAUACUAAAAAUUAGACUUGAAUUUGAGACAAUAUAUAAACCAUUGAUCCCAUAUUA